GAGGGCUGCCGGGUGCUGGGUAUGGUAGGAAGGACAGGCCACAAGUGAUGUCUGGUAUUUCUUCCACUGCCACCAUGCUUAAGGCUGCAUUUCUGCCCGUGGUCUGUCUGGUAGUCUCCUACAUUACAGACAGCUGCUCUUGCUCAUCAGCCUGAGGUCUGUGCCCUCAUCUACUCCGUCCGUCCUCGAAGUCUGCAUCACCAGUCCCUCUACCCUGAUCUCUGCCAAGGAAUGAAAAAAGGGAAAGAGAGGGAAAUAGUAAUUAUAGUUGAUGAAAACAUUUAAGUUUUCUUAAAGUUGAAAGAUUCUGUUUUCUUCCGCUGAUCAUUGACAGAUAGUGGAUUUGAUCCCUCAACACAUCACACCAACUGGUGAGAGACUCAAUUUUCUGCCCCAGAGGAGAGAGAUAAACAGCUUUCUGUUUGGACUCUAGAAGAGAGACUUGACAUUGGUGGACAAACCCAAUCAUCUUUAGCCAGGACACUGAAAGAGACUAAGUUUGCUGCUUUACCGUGACAGACACAACUUUCUGUGUCAAGACAAGACAAGAUGAGCAGUCUUCUGUCUGAACAGAGACACACAGCCUAGAAAGAGAGACCAAGACCUCUGGAUUUCACCCUUUCAGGGACAACUUUUUGCCUUAAUACUAAAAGGCACCAGCCUGGUCUAAGCAGCUGCAUCUCAGGCCGUUCCAGAGGUGUGGUGUGUGACGGGUGAUGGCCGACUGGAGUCUCCUGGGCAACUUCUUGGAAGAGGUGCAGGAACACUCAACGUCUGUGGGCAAGGUGUGGCUCACCAUCCUCUUCAUCUUCCGUAUUUUGGUCUUGGGCACGGCCGCCGAGUCGUCAUGGGGCGACGAGCAGGAGGACUUCACCUGCGACACGGAGCAGCCCGGUUGCGAGAACGUUUGUUACGACACGGCCUUCCCCAUCGCCCACAUUCGCUACUGGGUGCUGCAGAUUGUCUUCGUGUCCACACCGUCGCUCAUCUACAUGGGCCACGCCAUGCACACGGUGCGCAUGGAGGAGAAACGCCGGCGCAAGGAGCAGGAGGACCAGGGGGGAGGUGACGGGGAGGAAGGAGGAGGGGAAGACGGAGAGGAGAAGCAUUAUCUGGAGCACGGGGAACAGAAGGGGGGAGAGUGCGAGAAGGAGGGCAGCGGCAUGGGCAGGGUGCGUCUGCGCGGGGCGCUGCUGCAGACUUACGUGUUGAGCAUCCUGAUCCGGACGCUAAUGGAGGUGGUCUUCAUCGUGGUGCAGUACAUCCUCUACGGGGUCUUCCUCAACGCCCUGUACGUGUGCCACAGCCGGCCCUGUCCACACCCGGUUAACUGUUACGUCUCGCGGCCCACGGAGAAGAAUGUGUUCAUCGUGUUCAUGCUGGCCGUGUCGGGCGUGUCGCUGUUUCUCAGCGCCGUGGAGCUCUACCACCUGGCCUUUAAGCAGUGUCAGAGGUUUCUGAGGAGGAAACGACAACAGCAACAACAACAGCUGCUACAAGGACGCACGCCCUCAAGUGCUACGGUCAUCUCCGCUGAACCUGACAGCCCACCCCGUCCAUCCAUGCCCUGCACCCCACCCCCAAACUUCAGCCAGUGUGUUAGCUCUUCCCCUCACACACACCCCAUGCAUUCCCAAUCCCACCCCCAUCCUAGCUGCCCCCCCUUCAACAACCGGCUGGCCCACCAGCAGAACUCAGUCAACAUGGCCACUGAGCGCCACCGUGUUGUCCACAAUGACCUUGAAACGGAAGACUUCCUGCACGUGACCUAUGAGGGGCACGCCGACACGCCCAACGCCUGCACCCCGCCCCCUUCGCUGCUCCAAAACGGUUUCCUGAAGGACAAGAGGCGUCUGAGCAAGACCAGUGGCUCCAGUAGCCGUGUGCGACCGGAUGACUUGGCUGUAUAGCGCCAAUUCCCAACACACACACUGUCCCUGGAUCGUUUCAAAGACACACACACACACACACACACACACACACAGACUGGGAUGACUAUGACUCAUCUGUUGUAGGGGACUAAUUUGAACACUGCAUGGGACAAGUCAACGAAGUCACAAAGUAUCACAAGUCAUGAAACGGAAUACUCAAACUAAUCAAGCACAGCUGUAGAGGGGUUAGAGCCUUCAUAUUUAGCCCUCAGGACUAAUCCACUAAUGUGACUGUCUGAGACCUCUGUCUGUCUGAGUCCUAAAUGGCACCCUAUUGCCUAUAUAGCGCACUACUUUAAACCAGGGCACAUAUAGCUUUGGUCAAAAGUAGUGCACUAUAUAGGGGAAUAAGGUGCCAUUUGAGACAUUGACUCUGACUACUGUCACGGAGUCUCUCCCUGAGAGACAGGGGGGCCUUGUGUCAGACCUGAGAAUGAGUGGGUCACUGCCACACUAUCCGCUCUGUGACACUGACUGGCUGAUGGGGACAGCUAAGUGGGACAGAUGACAGCCAGUCUGUCACUCAGAGAGAGAGAGAUAUGUGAAGGACGGCUGCCUGUCAGUGACCCACAAACGCACGCUUAGACGAAUGCUCUGCGUGUGCAAGCUUGCUCUCUCUCACGCAUGCACACGAACACAAACACAUACACACACGCUACAUUUACAGAGGCACGCAGACACUUUCGUUGGCAUACAACACAAACACGCAGACACACCAUGUGAAUCCUGAUGUUGUCAUCACUUCCCACCAGAGAUCCAAUAGGACCUACAGGGAUGACCCGUGGGAUUUUUGGUGUACUAUGUAUGGUUAAAGAGAGACAGACAAAUUACAACCUAUUCUGAUCAGGGCUUUAUUUAUGUGGAGCCAUCAUCGGUUAAAGCAGACAUAACAAGCUUCCCAGGGUGUGGGGAGAACAUAGUUCAUAGUGCAUAGUUCAGAUACCCUGACUGACCCGGUGGCCCGUUUCCCAAAACCAUCUUAAGCCUAAAUUCAUUGUUAGAACCUUCGUUGGAGCAUCAUUAUAACUCAGAGCAGUUUCCCAAAAUCAUCAGUAUUAACUUUGCAAUUGAAAACGCUCGUAAUCUAACGACUGCCUCAGACAACUCCUAGAACAGCUAAGUGCAUCAGAUGCUUUUUCGACCUCCCUCGUCACUUUAUACACAUACAUCUCUGCUAAACAUUGAAUCACAUGGUUUAUAUGUCUCUGUGACUCUGAUAACUUCAUGUAACCGAUGUGAAAUGGCUAGCUAGUUAGCGGUGGUGCGCGCAAAUAGUGUUUCAAUUGGUGACGUCACUCGCUCUGAGACCUGAAGUAGUUGUUCCCCUUGCUCUGCAAGGGCCGCGGCUUUUGUGGCGCGAUGGGUAACGAUGCUUCGUGGGUGUCAGUUGUUGAUGUGUGUAGAGGGUCCCUGGUUCAAGCCCAGGUUGGGGUGAGGAGAGGGACGGAAGCUAUACUGUUACAUUCAGAACAAAGUCGACUAGAAAUGCAAAGAUGCUUCAAAUGAAAACCGAGACGACUGCAUUAAAAUAUAAACAGUAGGCUGUAGGCCUAUUUCAAUCAUAUUGAAAUACAUUUAAUGUUCAAUCAAUUGAGUUCUAGUUUGUUCAGGGGCGCAAGUUGAUUUUAGAAGUGGGGGGGACAUAAUAAAUAUAUAUAUAUUUUUAUUCAGUCAGAUAAACACUCCAAACAGCCUACCUGACUGCUCGGAGGAGUCCACAUGGUCCUAAAGCACACCGUUGCAUCGUUUUGUAUCAUAUUCCAAUGAUAUGGGGGGGACAAAAAUGCAAUUUCAGAAUGUGGGGGGGACAUGUCCCCUGUCCACAGUGAAAGUUGCACCCCUGAUUUUGCUACUUGUAGGCUACUGUCAGUAUUUGUCUCAACAUAUUCCCUGUGUGUGCAAUGAUGUGCCAAAUCGGUGAUUUAGUGCAUUUUCAUUGGGUAAGCAUUAUUCAUAAUAAACUGUCUCAAUAGGAGCUGAUCCGUAGUCAGUAUUGUGAAAUAAUUAUAAUGUUAAGGAAAUAUUUGAAUGAAGAAAGCUGAUCCGAGACCAGCGCUCCUUUUCUUUCGAGCCUAUCAGUAUCGACACAACGCUCCAACGACCCUCUUUGCGACCGUUCUCUCUGCGUGGUGUUUUGGCAGACGCAUGUUACUUCUUCCUUCGGUCGUUGUAGGAAAGACGCAUCAUUAAAACACUCGUAAGCCUACAUUCCAUCGCUAUCGGAAAACCGGGCAGAGACCUUGAAAGUGAUCUUGCCAAACGAGUGUCUGUCUCGAGCCAGAGAGGAAUUCUCUUAAUUUUUGGAAAGUGAUACCCUUUCAGAAUUAGCAAACAGAAGUGCUGAUAUAUAUAUAUAUAUAUAAAAAAUAAGACCUAGCUUUUUUACCUGGUGGUAUGUGGUCGAAAACUGAAAUAGUUUUACACUAGUUUACUGAAUCUGUGUGUAUAAUGUUUUAACAAAUCUCCGAUUUACGUUUUGAAAUGUUUAACUAAAUCUAAAUACGAAUUAACAAAAAAAAUGUUGUUUAACUAAUUUUCAACAUAUCUUUGUUUAAUGUGAAUUAUAUUGUAUUGGGGGGGGGGUGUCAUUGCAAUCACAUUUUUGUAAACGUUGCACUUUAGCAAAAAGCAAUGUGAAAAUCUAUGUAUCUUUAGUGUUCCAAAUGUUUUCAUGUUCAUUUUGUAUGUAAAAGUAUAUAUUGUCUGCCGUUAAAAACACAUUUACCCGUGACACAUGAUAGGAAUUUGCAAGCUAUGUCUUAUCUACUCAUAUUUUAAGUAGAGCGAUUCUAUUUUGCACACUGAUGACAAUAAUGUUCACUGUUCUAUCUGCACUGUAUUGUAUAUUGACUGUGCGUACGGUAAAGAACACUGAUUCUCUUCUCACAAAUUAAGACAAAAUGUAAAACGAGCACAAACUCAAUAUAUACAUCCCAUAUGUACCAUG
Molecule: messenger RNA, 4878 nt
Organism: Salmo salar (Atlantic salmon)
Lineage: Eukaryota; Metazoa; Chordata; Actinopteri; Salmoniformes; Salmonidae
Gene: gja5b
Product: gap junction protein, alpha 5b
Biological process (GO): atrial cardiac muscle cell to AV node cell communication by electrical coupling; heart development; cell-cell signaling
Cellular component (GO): connexin complex
Molecular function (GO): gap junction channel activity involved in atrial cardiac muscle cell-AV node cell electrical coupling
Source: RefSeq, a predicted model, not a curated record